AUGAAACUGAAAUCAAGAUCGGUUCUAGUCAGUUUACUGGUACUUUUAAGUCUAAUAUGGGUUCUUCCAAGGCUGAGAAAUCAUCGUCGGCCUUCCCCAGAUGCCAACCCAUUCAAAUUUUCUUCGUCGUACCAGCAGCACACUGGAGUUUUCAAAGAGUACGGACUAUUGAGUCCGAACUUCUAUGAGUAUGGUGAUAAGGUCGAUAUCACUGUGAACAAAGUCGAAUCUGACUUAACUCAUUUCUCGUAUGGAUAUUACGACUUACAUUUCACUUGUCCACCGUCGCAGGACAUGAAACCUUUACCCUUGACUUUCAGUGACAUAUUAUACGGGAACAAGAAAUGGCAAUCGGACUAUCAGCUGACGUUCGGUAAAGACGAGGAUUGUGUGCGAUUAUGUGAUAGGAAAACUAACGGUGAGGGGAAGAAACAAGCCUAUGAAUUAAUUAAACAGAAUUACGUCGUCCAAUGGUUGGCCGAUGAUGAUUUACCAGGUGCUACCACGUAUCUUAACACCAAAGAUAAGAAAAAAUACUAUUCAUCGGGGUUCCCACUGGGUCAAUACGAUCCAGAAACUGAUGAGGCCUAUAUUAAUAACCAUGUCAUGAUUGUAAUUCGUUAUCAUACCAUCGAUCAGGGCAAAAAUACCAUUGUUGGGUUUGAGGUCUAUCCGAAAUCCGUUUCAGAUCAUCACUGUCCUGGCGCCUCCAAGGAUUAUACUCCCUAUAAGAUCGACCCAACUAAUGAGGAUAUUGAGUUUAUCUCCUUCACUUAUGCCGUGUAUUGGAGAGAAGAUUUCAAAGUGGAUUGGAAAAACAGAUGGAAUUUCUUCAUUAAUGGUGGAGAGUUAAAGGAAUCGACUUCAAAUCAAUUCCAUUGGAUUACUUUCGCUAAUGGUAUAAUUGUCACUUCAUGUUUGCUUUUGAUCGUCAUAGCCAUUUUGAAAAGACAGGAAACUGAUGGUUCGAUUACCACUCAACUAGCUGCGGAAUGGUCGAAGGCUAGAGUUCCUUUAUUCUUUCAGUUGAAUUUGCUCGUUUCUAUGGGUAUUCAUUUCCUUUUCACCACUCUUGGAACUUUGAUUAUUUCUUGUUCAUUGAAUCAUACCCAUCGUAUUGGCAGCUCUGUACUCACCUGCGCAGUAUUCCUAUUUAUCAGUGGUAGUUUUACAUCAUCUUUCAUCGGUGCUCUACUUGAGGGGCAAAUGUCUCAACAUAAAUUGGUCAAUUCAAUCAUAUUCGGAUCAACUCUACCGGGAAUUACUUUGGUUAUCGUUUUGUUAUUGAAUUACAUACUUAAGGCCAAUAAUGCUGCAAAUACUUUACCCCAUGGUACCGUUGCAUUACUAUUUGGUGCUUAUUUCAUUGUUUGCGUUCCAAUAUCAAUCAUUGGUGGGAAAUGUGCCGAUAGGUUUUUAAAAGUUAACUCCACAAAUACUUUGCUUAAUAGCUUUGCAUUGGCAGAAGUGAACAAACAUGACACUAGGCCUUUGUACGUUGAGAGUAAGAACUCUAUUCCGUUCGUCUUAAAAAAUCCUAUUGCGAUCACUCUCACCUUUGGACUUAUUCCAUUUGCUCUAAUAUACGUGGAGUUGUUAUUUGCUUACAAAUCACUUUGGCUACAAAAGACUACUCUGUAUUACUUAUACGGAUUCCUUUUGAGUAAUAUUGUUAUCGUUUGCAUAUGUAUCUGCCUUCUAUCCAUUAUUGGUUGUUACAUUCAUCUAAACUAUGGUAAUGAUUCUUUGAAUUUCAAAUGGGACAACGUUAUAGGAAGGGUUCUAGAAGCAUGUCAUUCAUGGAGAUGGAAGGCAUUUCAUAUGGGUGGUGCAGUUGCAUGGUAUAUGGAAGCGUACUCUAUUUUGUAUUUGAUUUUUGUUGCCAGAUACAGAGAUUUCAUCUCAUCUUUCCUAUUUGUCUGUUAUAGUACGUUAUUCAACAUUCUCUGCUGGACAGCAUUUGGAUCUUUAAGUUACCUAAGCUCAUUGUGGUUCAUCGGUAAGCUGAAUGAAUAUAACAAGGCUAAAUAA
Messenger RNA from Kluyveromyces lactis, 2031 nucleotides. RefSeq names its product Tmn3p (gene TMN3). Gene Ontology annotation, biological process: vacuolar transport; protein localization to membrane. The record is from RefSeq and is a predicted model, not a curated record. The transcript has a single exon. Gene Ontology annotation, cellular component: Golgi apparatus; membrane. Lineage: Eukaryota; Fungi; Ascomycota; Saccharomycetes; Saccharomycetales; Saccharomycetaceae. The coding region runs from base 1 to 2031 and encodes 676 amino acids.